Molecule: messenger RNA, 2362 nt
Organism: Notothenia coriiceps (black rockcod)
Lineage: Eukaryota; Metazoa; Chordata; Actinopteri; Perciformes; Nototheniidae
Product: PR domain zinc finger protein 10-like
Exons: 7
Coding region: 992-2074 (360 amino acids)
Molecular function (GO): protein binding
Source: RefSeq, a predicted model, not a curated record
CUUCCUUGUUCACAGCAGACUUGAAGGGCUGGGCUCAACUAGAACGGGGGGACGGGUGGUUCUAGUCAAAUAAUGCCGGCUUUUAAACGCUUCAAAAACACUAGUGUUAUGAAUCGCAUAAUGCGAUCUGUGUCCUGGGGCCUAACAAGUUAUGUUUAGCUCCAAGGUCGGCCUUACAUUGCGACUAUAUGACCGUAAUGCUAAUGUUGCGGUGCAGCAUUGCCCGGGUUUCUAUGGCGCUGGUUUGUGUGGUAUAGUCCAGUUGGGACUGAGAACCUGCGGGGUUAAAAUAGGGGGGAAUGUAACUUAUUAUUGAUUAUACCAAGUAGAUUUCUGAGUGACUUUACACAGUUGUGAUUUUUCACCGGGGCAUUUGUGCAGACAUACGGUUGUAUUUAGACACCGUUUCACCGGCGGCCUCGUGAGCAAACGUUAACCGCGUUUUCCCUGGUCCCCCCGCUGAGAGCUCCCGUGUGAGCGCUCUGGACACGGAGCGACAUGCUGCUUUAUUUUGGCUUGCAUGUCCUGUCAGACGAGCAUGACUUGUGUCUGGAAACCCGAAGAUCUGGGUUGCAGAUUGAGAAUGGGGUCGCAUUCACAGCCACUUUGCCCAGAUAUCGCUGCUGCAGUGCCUCACUGUUACAAACCGCUUCAAUGUGUCUAGUGCACUUAUAUGACUGAUAAAGCUGCUAUAAUAAAUGCUCCAUCAUCAAUUCAUAAAAUGACACCUGACCAUAUGCACAUUUCUACAGAAAACCCACCUUUGUUUGAAAUAUCCUAAUGUGCCAUGAUUAUUUUAGAUAAUGCUUCACCUGAACGUCUGUAAUACACGAUGAAAUCCAUCCAUUCACUUUGGUUGUCAUCACCAUGUUGCAUUUUUUAUUAUUACAUUAACAAUCAUCCCCAAUCCUUUUGCCUUUGUUCAUUACAGGCGUCUUAAGAGCGAAGUGUUAGGUGACGUGAUUGGUGACAGGCCUGGCACCGUGCUGCCAUGGAGACCAAACAGGAGGAAUCCUCUGCUGUGUGGAGUCAGACAUCGAACAGUGAUUCAGAAAAUGGCACACAGGUGCAUUUUGAAGGUGGCACGGUGGCCCAGAUAGUGUACAGUGGCGAUCAGGGGGACAGCGGACAGCAGCAGGUGGUCUAUACAGCGGACGGGAACUCCUAUACCUCUGUAGAGUCUGCAGAGCACACACUUGUUUACAUACACCCUGCAGAUGGCACUCAGAAUGUAUUCGCUGAUCAGCCACAGGUGGCUUACAUUCAGCAGGAUGGCACCACACAACAGGUCACAGUUUUGCUGCCGAGUGGACAGAACAUGAAUGCUGCCAACCUGCAUGUUCUCAGUAAUGUAGCAGAGGCUCCACAAGCAAUGCUGGAGCAGGUUUCCCAGGAGCAGCUGUCUGUGGCCAAUUCGCUGCCCUCCAUGACCGACAUGGCGGACCCCCCCUCCAGCCCUCUCGGGGCCGAAGACUCCACAGAGGACUCAGAUGAAGAGGAGGAUGACGAGUCUGACAUGGAUGACUGGGAACCUCGUCAGCCUCAGUCCUUCAACCCUCACAGCCUCUGGUGUGACGAGUGUAAUAACGCCAACCCCUCUGUGUGUGGGAAGCACGGGCCCCUGCACCCCAUCCCUAACCGGCCCGUGAUGUCCAAGGCCCGGGCCAGCCUGCCUCUGGUCCUCUACAUCGACCGCUUCCUGGGUGGCGUGUUCUCCAAGAGACGCAUCCCAAAGCGCACCCAGUUUGGCCCUGUGGAGGCGCCCCUGCUUCCUCAGAGCGAGCUGCAGGAACACUACCUUCAUCUGAAACUGUGCUCGCUGGACGCAGAGAAGGAUGGAGAGAAGUCAGAUGACCUGUGGUUGGACCUGUCUGAUGAGGACAGCUGUAACUGGAUGAUGUUUGUGAGACCGGCUCAGAACCACCUGGAGCAGAACCUGGUGGCCUACCAGUACGGCUCGGAGAUAUUCUACACGUCCAUCAAGAACAUCCAACCCAAGCAAGAGCUCAAGGUCAGCCCGUGGUUUGUGUGUUGUGUCGCAUGUGUAGUGCACUCAUUUUCCUCCUUACUUUGACACUGUGUGCACAAAGUAAUACAACUAUGGUUCAACACUUUUAUGCUAUCUGUCCAGAACCAAAUAUCAGACAGGCUAAGUUAGUGACUAGCUGGAGAGGAAAUCCAGAGUAACAAGAGUAAUUCAGUCAGAGUAAAUAAACAAUACAAAAAACAAGAACUUUAUUUAUCAGUCUUUCAUAACAGCACACAUGUAAACACCCAAACUCAACCCACAAAUAUUCAUAUUAAAUAAAAACAAUUAAAACUGCGGUCGCACUUGUGCGCGCAGUGUUGAGCGGGCCCUCGC